This is a messenger RNA of Striga hermonthica, 567 nucleotides long. The record is from the annotation of a GenBank genome assembly. NCBI's taxonomy places the organism in Eukaryota, Viridiplantae, Streptophyta, Magnoliopsida, Lamiales, Orobanchaceae.
AUGAGCGAACAGGAACUCGCCACGUAUCACCCUAUCAACCAAUCACGCAGCAGCAAGCGCUUGGUCUACGUGCUCUUCGCGGUCGUCCUCCACAGCGUAGCUUUCCUCAUACUCGGGCUCAUCUUCCUCCGCGUCCGGAGCCCCACCCUCCGCCUCUCGACGGCCGCCGUCACCGGACUCAGCCACGGCAACAACUCGUUCGUGAACGCCACCGUUGUCGUCGGGGCCCACCUGCUCAACCCCAACUUCGGGCGGUUUAGGUUCGGGGACGGGCACGUAACUUUGGUGCAUGAAAACACGACAAUCGGGUCCGGGAGCAUCGGGUGGGGCUCGGUUGGCGGUAGAGGGAGAAGAGAUAUGAACGUGACCGUGAGCGUUGGUUAUUAUAAUAUUGUGAAUAAUUUAAGCAAUAGUGAUGUUUUUGGUAUUAUUGGUGUGAGGGCUAUUUGGGAGGUGAGGGGUGAGGUGCGGGUGAUGGGGAGUAUGAGGCGACGGAGGAGUGCUGUAGUGGAUUGUACCUUUGGUUUGAACGUGACGAGGCAGGGGAUCCAACAUUUGUUAUGUUAG